AUGAGUGAAAAACUAGACUUGAUCCUCUUCGGCGUGACAGGCCUCGUCGGUCGUUACGGUGUCAGACAUCUUUACAAGUUAUCCAAAGAAAAGAACCUCACCUUUGGAGUUGCCGGUAGGAACGAGCAGAAGAUCAAGAACGUCUUGGUGAAACUGGAGGAAGAAACUGGAGACAAAUCCAUAGCUAAGAUCCCGAUCAUCCUAGCUGAUAUGAGCGACGAACAGUCGAUCAAGCAGAUGACAUCGAGAUGUAAGGUUCUGAUACAAUCUUGCGGACCUUUGAGGCAACUUGGUGAAGUCGUGGUCAAGGCUUGCAUCGAAUCAAGGACUCACUACGUGGACGUCAGCGCUGAAGAGAACUUCAUCGAUAAGGUAGCCCUUGAAUACCAAGAACAAGCCAAAAAAGCUGGUAUUUACAUGGUGGGAUCAUGUGGUAUCGACUGUAUAGCCUACGAUCUUGGGGUCCUAUACAUCCAGAAGAAAUUCAGAGGCACUGUUAACUCCGUCGAGACUUAUUUGAAGAUGGACACUGACGAUCCGACCCUCACUGGUCCGAGUUACAACGUGUCUACUUGGAAAUCCACCAUCGACCUCAUGCUAAACAAACGUGAACUCAAAGCUUUACAGGCUAGAAUUUUCAAUAAAAACAUGCCGAAACUCAAGCCAGCCUUAGGCACCAAACACCUCCCCUUCAAACCUUACGUAGAGGACGGUUGGUCCAUCCUUCUGACAGGUUCUGACAGGUCCGUGAUGAUGAGGACCCAACAAUACUUGUACGAGGAGAAGAACAAGCGACCAGUUCAGGUACAGACUUAUUACAUGUUGAAGGCUCUCUGGUACUUGAUUUUCUUCGUUAUAUUCGGACUUAUGUUCGCCUUCUUGCUGCCUUUCAAGUUGGGUAGGAAGAUUUUGUUGAGGUACCCGGCUUUCUUCACGGGGGGUGUGUUUGGUAACGAGGAACCCUCUCAGGCUAUGUGUGAGAACGCCUGGUUCAGGCUGACGUUCGUGGCUAAGGGAUGGAAGGAUAAAAUUGUUGGACCCGAUGAGAAAUUCAACGAAAAACCUAACCACGGUAUGAUGCUCCAAGUGAAAGGAAAGAAUCCUGGUUAUGGAGGUACAGCCCUUUGCUUGGUCCUGGCUGGUGUUAUGAUAGCCACUCAGGCUGAUAAACUGCCGAGCAAACCUGGUGUUUACACCCCUGGUAUAGCUUUCGGUGAGACUACCAUUGUUGAAGAUCUUCACGAAAGAGGUUUGUCGUUUGAUGUCCUCAAUGAAUUCGCCAUUUCUUCUUGA
Molecule: messenger RNA, 1293 nt
Organism: Coccinella septempunctata (seven-spotted ladybird)
Lineage: Eukaryota; Metazoa; Arthropoda; Insecta; Coleoptera; Coccinellidae
Product: saccharopine dehydrogenase-like oxidoreductase
Exons: 1
Coding region: 1-1293 (430 amino acids)
Biological process (GO): glycolipid biosynthetic process
Cellular component (GO): lipid droplet; mitochondrion; plasma membrane
Source: RefSeq, a predicted model, not a curated record